This is a messenger RNA of Sorex araneus (European shrew), 1167 nucleotides long. RefSeq names its product BAG cochaperone 2 (gene BAG2). The record is from RefSeq and is a predicted model, not a curated record. NCBI's taxonomy places the organism in Eukaryota, Metazoa, Chordata, Mammalia, Eulipotyphla, Soricidae. The coding region runs from base 256 to 891 and encodes 211 amino acids. The transcript is spliced from 3 exons. Gene Ontology annotation, biological process: protein stabilization. Gene Ontology annotation, molecular function: protein-folding chaperone binding; adenyl-nucleotide exchange factor activity.
GCGUGUUCGGGCGCGGCCGGCUCGGAGACUCGGGGGUGGGGGUGGAGGGGUCUGAGGAGCCCGCGGCCGCCCCCGCCCCGCAGCCCCCCGACGCCCCGCGGGCGCUCGUGCCCUUGUUUGGCCACGCGGCGGCCGCGCGUCAGCGGGAGGCGGGCGCCCCGCGCGGUGACGGCGACGCCCGCGGCCGCGCGAAGCCGCCACUCGCCGCCGCGCGCCCGGCUGCUGACCUCCUGGCCGCCCGCCGCGGACGCUCACAUGGCCCAGGCGAAAAUCAACGCGAAAGCCAACGAGGGGCGCUUCUGCCGCUCGUCCUCCAUGGCCGACCGCUCGAGCCGCCUGCUGGAGAGCCUGGACCAGCUGGAGCUCAGGGUUGAAGCUUUGAGAGAUGCAGCAACUGCGGUUGAGCAGGAGAAAGAAAUCCUCCUGGAAAUGAUCCACAGUAUCCAAAAUAGCCAGGACAUGAGGCAGAUCAGCGAUGGAGAAAGAGAAGAAUUAAAUCUGACUGCAAAUCGAUUGAUGGGACGAACCCUCACCGUUGAAGUUUCAGUAGAAACAAUUAGAAACCCCCAACAGCAAGAAUCCCUAAAGCAUGCCACCAGGAUUAUUGAUGAGGUAGUCAAUAAAUUCCUGGAUGAUCUGGAAAAUGCCAAAAGUCAUUUAAUGUCUCUGUACAGCGCAUGUUCAUCUGAGGUGCCACCUGGACCAGUAGAUCAGAAGUUCCAGUCCAUAGUAAUUGGCUGUGCUCUUGAAGAUCAGAAGAAAAUCAAGAGAAGAUUAGAGACUCUACUUAGAAAUAUUGAAAACUCCGACAAGGCCAUCAAGCUGUUAGAGCAUACUAAAGGAGCUGGUUCCAAAAAUCUGCAGCAAACUAAUGAAAACAGAUUUAAUUAGAGCACUUGCGAAUAAUGACACAAAAAAUUCUAAAAUACGAGGCUGGGAAGUGGCUCAGCAGUAAAGCACAUGCCUUGCAUGCAUAAAACCUGGGUUUAAUCCCCAGAACCACACAAAAAAGUAAAUAAAAAUAUUUUAAAAAAUGAAUACUAUUUUAAAUGAUAACUACUUCGUUAGGCAUAACCACUCAUUUUAUACUGAGAGUUGUUUCAGAUGUGGAAAAAAAUUUCAGCUGUCAGUUUUGUGAAUAAUAAAAUUAGAAUGAUUUUAAUUAUC